UUGUUUAUUGGAGUUUUCGUGCCCUUUUUCAGCACAUUAAGAGGGUUCGUCGCUGACUCGGUUGAUUAUCUCAACUACUACGUGACGUCACUCAUUCUUGCUUUUUUCGCGUUAGCGAUCUCGGCAAAGCAGUAUUUCGGAUCACCAAUACAGUGCUGGGUUCCCAGUGAAUUCAGAGGAGGAUGGGAGAAGUAUGCUGAAGACUACUGCUUUAUUGCGAAUUCGUACUAUGUGCCAUUUAAUGAGGAAAUUCCAUCAGAUAUUGAUCAUCGUAGAGAUCAUAUCAGCUACUAUCGAUGGGUCCCUAUAAUGUUGGCUCUACAGGCUGUCAUGUUCUUUAUCCCUAAUUGGAUAUGGAACAUGUUGCAUAAGCAGACAGGUGCGUACUUUUUGAAGAUACUUCAGGGGUAUACAGCGCCUCGAUCAGGCUGUAAUGCAACUUUGUUGUACCUGCUUACAAAGGCUGCUUACGUGGUUAACAUCUGCUUACAGAUAAUUAUAUUAAACCAUUUCUUAGGAGAAAACUAUCUGCAAUGGGGUUACGAGGUGAGUGGAAAGAAACAUCCAUUUUUCCGCAUUCGUCGACUGGCGAACCUUCAAAGGCACACUGUCCAAUGUGUUAUAAUGAUGAAUAUGAUAAACGAGAAGUUAUAUCUCUUCUUAUAUUUUUGGUUGGUAUUCAUUUUAGAAUUAUUGUUUCUGCGUAGUUCCAUCUGGCAGUUUUUUGGCAUAACAUUGCAUUUUAUGCAGGAGUGCCUCCAUCCAGACGGUGUGCUAUUGUUGCUGUUCGUUCGUGAACACGCUGGCGGUCGGAUUGCAUUUGAUUUAAUCAGUAAAGUGUAUGCCAUAUUUUGCGAAAAUGAUGUGAGUGUUUUUCCAAGUUUUCUUUAA
Molecule: messenger RNA, 891 nt
Organism: Angiostrongylus costaricensis
Lineage: Eukaryota; Metazoa; Nematoda; Chromadorea; Rhabditida; Metastrongylidae
Source: the annotation of a GenBank genome assembly